Labeo rohita (rohu) is the source of this 2340-nucleotide messenger RNA. It is a transcript of the gene mettl14, whose product is annotated as methyltransferase 14, N6-adenosine-methyltransferase subun. The transcript is spliced from 11 exons. Gene Ontology annotation, cellular component: RNA N6-methyladenosine methyltransferase complex; nucleus. NCBI's taxonomy places the organism in Eukaryota, Metazoa, Chordata, Actinopteri, Cypriniformes, Cyprinidae. Gene Ontology annotation, molecular function: mRNA binding. The coding region runs from base 124 to 1488 and encodes 454 amino acids. The record is from RefSeq and is a predicted model, not a curated record.
GCGUGAUGAUGCAAAAUUCGCGCGACGGCACCUCACGUUGAGGUUUUCAAUGAAUUACUGGCGCACUAUUGUUUUCACUAAAUGUUUGUAUGAGAAAUAAUUUCCCUGUAAAAUAGUAUUGACAUGAACAGCCGGUUGCAAGAAAUACGUGAAAGACAGAAGCUCAGGCGGCAGCUUCUUGCACAACAGCUCGGGGCAGAGAGUCCCGACAGCAUCGGUGCAGUUCUAAAUAGUAAAGAUGAACAAAAAGAGAUCGAAGAGACCAGAGAGACAUGCAGGGCAUCAUUUGACACAUCAGUUCCUGGUGCUAAAAGAAGAUGUCUGAACGAUGGUGAAGACCCAGAGGAGGAUGUGGAGGAGAGGGAAGAUGUUGAGCUCCAACCGCAGGAGGAGAGCGGACAAUAUGAAGAGGUGUACAAAGACUCCAGCACUUUCCUAAAGGGCACUCAGAGUUUAAAUCCUCACAAUGAUUACUGCCAACACUUUGUGGACACAGGUCAUAGACCUCAGAAUUUUAUCCGAGACGGAGGUUUGGCUGACAGAUUUGAGGAGUACCCAAAACAAAGAGAGCUCAUCCGACUAAAAGAUGAACUGAUUGCUGCCACCAACACCCCACCCAUGUAUCUGCAGGCCGAUCCGGACACAUUUGAUCUGAGAGAUUUGAAGUGCAAGUUUGAUGUGAUUCUGAUAGAGCCUCCACUGGAGGAGUAUUACAGAGAGUCAGGCAUUAUUGCCAACGAGCGCUUUUGGACCUGGGACGACAUCAUGAAGCUGAACAUAGAGGAAAUCUCAUCUAUUCGCUCUUUUGUAUUCCUGUGGUGUGGUUCAGGAGAAGGGCUUGAUCUUGGCCGAAUGUGUCUGAGGAAAUGGGGCUUCAGGCGAUGUGAAGACAUUUGUUGGAUCAAGACUAACAAAAACAACCCUGGCAAGACCAAAACGCUGGACCCUAAAGCAGUGUUCCAGAGAACUAAGGAGCACUGUCUGAUGGGUAUCAAAGGUACAGUUAGACGGAGCACAGAUGGCGAUUUCAUUCAUGCUAAUGUGGAUAUAGACCUAAUCAUCACAGAGGAGCCAGAGAUGGGCAAUAUUGAAAAGCCAGUGGAGAUUUUCCACAUCAUUGAACAUUUCUGCUUAGGCCGUCGACGGCUGCACCUCUUUGGCAGGGACAGCACCAUCAGGCCAGGUUGGCUGACUGUGGGCCCCACACUGACCAAUAGUAACUUUAAUGUAGAAGCUUAUGCUGCCCACUUCAGUGAGCCCAACUCUUACUUGUCUGGUUGUACUGAAGAAAUCGAGAGACUUCGUCCCAAAUCCCCACCUCCCAAAUCCAUGGCAGAGAGAGGUGGGGGUGCACCACGUGGCGGACGGGGCGGUCCCGCUGCGGGAAGAGGCGAUAGGGGUCGGGAAAGAAAUCGCCCAAACUUCCGCGGAGAGCGAGGUGGAUUCAGAGGCCGUGGAGGCCCACAUCGUGGAUUCCCUCCCCGAUGAUAAUGCACAUCGUGCCAACUUUGAGACUGAAAACAGAAAAUGUGAUGUGUCUGAUAUUUUUGUACCUGUUGUUGCUCUCGGUAGGAAUCAUAUUGUUUUGUUAGGGUGUUAACAGAGAGCGGGAAUUUUUUUAAAUGACAUUAAUACCUAAUUCUGAAUGACCUUGUCAACUGUCAAUGAGUUGACAAUGCAAGUCACAUGCAAAUAUAUUUGUAAGUAUGUUAUGCAACCUCAAUUAAACCCUGAUUUUUUUAACAAACAUUUCAAAGGAUUAUUUAGAUUCUUUGUUUAUUUUUACAUUUGCACAAUGAAUGUUGUGUUUUUUUUGUUUUUUUUUUUGUCCUUCUCUAACCUGAAAAUCAGAGGGCUUCUCCUCCUGCCAUGUGCACACUGUCCUGUGGAGGGCAGUAAGGCUAAGUUUUAUGAUCAGUCUCAAAUGAGCUUAUUGAUUCUGUCAGUAGUGACAUGUAGAAUUACUGGUUUGCAGUAAAUAAAGCCAACCUAAGUGCUGUUUUCAGUUUACAGGGGGUUGGUUUGUGGUGAGGAGCUGCAUCAUCAGAAAAGUAAAAUAUCUUGUUUUUAUUAAGGCUAGUUCUAACUUGAGACCACUUUAUUCUUAAUAUUAAGGCUUGCGGGUUGCUACAUAAACACAAGAGCUGAGAUCUGGGCAUGAAUUGUGCAAUUCUGGGUGAUUUAAAAUGUCUGGAACAUUCAAAAUGUAACGUUAUAUCCAUGUCAAUAAAAUAAAAACACGAGGCUCCGAUGCAAGUUGAGAACAGUGGUUCUCAACCAGGGGACCUGGAUCCACCAGAGGGCCUCUAGAUUACUUAAAAGGAGUUCUUUCUUUUUUUU